Coniophora puteana RWD-64-598 SS2 is the source of this 753-nucleotide messenger RNA. RefSeq lists its product as uncharacterized. Bases 358 to 753 code for a protein of 131 amino acids. Lineage: Eukaryota; Fungi; Basidiomycota; Agaricomycetes; Boletales; Coniophoraceae. The record is from RefSeq and is a predicted model, not a curated record. The transcript is spliced from 3 exons.
CGCUUUCAAUGAAAACUGCGUUUUCUGGCACAUCAGAAGUUCACGUCGAGACUCUGCGCGUCUACAGCAUUUCUCACAGCCGCUCUCAUGAGUCCGAUGAGUCUUUCAGAUAUAUAGCAUGCAAAUCCAAGCAUCAGGCGUUAUUCCUUCUCGCACCCGUUUCUCCUCGAAUUCGUUCCCCAUCGAGGUCAAGUCCUGACCAACAUCAUGUUCCUCACAAUGAGCACCCCAAACCCUCGCGAGGCCACCUUCACGAACGAUAGCGGCCAGACUCUCUAUAAGUGCUAGACGUCGUCCGGGUUUCGGAACAAAGUGACAAAGAUCUUCAAGAUCACGCCCAAUGCGGACCGCCUGGACAUGUGUGACCAGUUCACGCUCUUCGCUGAGAUCGAGUGGCACAUCAUACAGUCGUCCAAGUUCCGGUUUAAUGGACAGGAAGUUACCUCGAAGGAGUAUAUACCCGGACAUAAAAUCAAGUGGAAUCGCGACUUUGCAGGGCCUGAUGGUCGAUCAUAUACAUGGGUUGGAGACAUGUAUAUCUCCAAGUUGAAGUUGAAUGAGGGCUCGAACCCGCUGAUCGCCAAAUAUCAACGCUCGAACAAGGGGAUUAUAGGAGAGAAGCGGAGUGCUGGCCUGGAAGUCUUCGAGGAGGGCUACCACAUGUUGGAUAUCAUCGUGAUGACAUUCGUCUACGUUGAGAAGCUUCGGAAAGACUACGAGACCUCUGUAUAUGUUGCCGCAGCUAGUGGUUGA